Molecule: messenger RNA, 438 nt
Organism: Ramularia collo-cygni
Lineage: Eukaryota; Fungi; Ascomycota; Dothideomycetes; Mycosphaerellales; Mycosphaerellaceae
Exons: 2
Coding region: 1-438 (145 amino acids)
Source: RefSeq, a predicted model, not a curated record
AUGGUUGCAGAGGCGGACGGGCUAUUCAUCGUCUCGGAGGCAGCGUUUGAAGACAGAGCUACCGUGCUGGAAGAUCCAUACGUAGGCGCAGAAGAGGCUGCAGAGGUUGUGGGUGCAAAAGUGAAAGCCUCUGUUGUUGCUGUUGUGAACUGGCUUGUAGUCGCCGCUUCAGAGAUAGCAGACGACGACGACGCCAUGCCGGAUGAUCCAUACGGGGGUACAGUAGAGACCAUUGAGCUCAUAGGAGCGUGGCUGGGUAAGUUCGUUGGAGGGCUUGUGUCGGAAGCGGCCGCGCUGGAUACUCCAUACGCCGGCACCGUGGGUACUGCAGACCUGGAAGAUGCAGAGCUCGGGGAGACAAAGCUUGAAGAUGGAGAGCUUAUCGGAAUCGUUGGUGGUGUCGUCACCGCAUCAAUCGAAGUCGACAAUGGCGCGUAG